Messenger RNA from Salmo salar (Atlantic salmon), 1434 nucleotides. It is a transcript of the gene rabp, whose product is annotated as Cellular retinoic acid-binding protein. The record is from RefSeq and is marked provisional. Lineage: Eukaryota; Metazoa; Chordata; Actinopteri; Salmoniformes; Salmonidae. Gene Ontology annotation, molecular function: lipid binding.
AUUCAUAGCGCAACCGCUCAUAACGUGCACUGACGCAUAGACGAGAUAGGGAUCAGCGAGAGAGAGACAGAGAGAGAGACAGAGAGAGAGGGUUGGAUUAGGGCACUGACAGCCACCUCAGUCAAACAGUUGAGAGACACACGGUCACAACCUGCUGAGGGGGCAAAACUAACGGGACCGGAAAGUCUAAAUCCAAUCCAGAUCACCUCUUAACCGGUUAGGGAGAGAGGACCACCGACCACCUCGAGACCCCGCAUUGAUUGAAAAGAGGGCAGAGUUGGAGAGUAAAACAAUCCGUUUUGAAAAAUAAGUCAAAUUGAUCUAUCCAGCCACCCUAUACUCUGAACCAUGGAGCGCAAAAUCCCUGACUUCGCUGGUACCUGGAAGAUGAAGAGCUCAGAGAACUUCGAGGAGCUUCUCAAAGCGCUGGGUGUGAACGUGAUGCUGCGUAAGAUAGCGGUGGCAGCAGCCUCCAAGCCGUCGGUGGAGAUCACCCAGGAGGGAGAGACUCUGUCCAUACGAACCUUCACCUCCGUCAGAACCACCCACGUCACCUUCACCGUGGGAGAGUCCUUCAACGAGGCCACGGUCGACGGACGCCCCUGCACGAGUCUUCCAAAGUGGGAGACAGACAGUAAGAUCUGCUGUGAGCAGACUCUGCAGAAAGGGGAGGGACCUAAGACCGCUUGGACCCGAGAGAUAACCAAUGACGGCGAGCUCAUUCUGACCAUGAGUGCGGACGAUGUGGUGUGCACCAGAGUCUACGUACGAGAGUGAUAGAGAAGACAACUCUUCAUCCUUCCAUCUCUCUCACCACUUACUCACUCACUCACUCCACAAACCCCCGGCCAGAAUGGGCAGGGUGAAAGCAGCUUGUAGAAUCUAGUUUAACUCCAGUAUAUCUGUCACAAAACCAUGGGAUUGAACCCAAUCUAGUUGACCUAUAUCUUUUAAAGUCAGUCUUGCCAAUGUUCUGUCCACUUACUCAGUGAGGUUGUAAACCUGAAAGUGUGUCUUUUUCUGAGUCUUUGUACAUGCAAGGUUGUUGAUCCAUGUGUGUGUGUGUGUGUGUGUGUGUGUGUGUGUGUGUGUGUGUGUGUGUGUGUGUGUGUGUGUGUGUGUGUGUGUGUGUGUGUGUGUGUGUGUACGUGCUAGUCAGUGGAGUAGGUCUAAGUGUGUGUAUCAGUGUCUGACUAUAUUUAUAGUUAUGUAAACCUAUCUAUGAGCUCUUCCAGUUAUAAGGUCAGUUACUUUGUGUCCGUUCUCUCUCUCCUUCUCUCUUCCCUCUUAUCUCUAUGUCGAUAAAGUUGUAUAUUUAUUACACUAGAUCUGAUACCGUGUUGCUAUGGUUUUUACUUUGUCUCUUUUAUAUCAAAUCUGAUCAUAAGAAAUUAUGCUUUCUAUGGGAAGACAAUAAAACACGAUGUUGACUCC